Durio zibethinus is the source of this 2431-nucleotide messenger RNA. The record is from RefSeq and is a predicted model, not a curated record. NCBI's taxonomy places the organism in Eukaryota, Viridiplantae, Streptophyta, Magnoliopsida, Malvales, Malvaceae.
UUGAGGAGAAGAGUUUUUAUUCUACCUGAAAAAGAGAGAGAAAAAGAAAAAAAAAAUGAAGAAAGAUGAUUGAUUAUAUGUUGUGAUAAUAGUAGUUCUAAAUUGUACUAGAAUAAAGAGUUGAGCUGGAAAACCUUGAAAUUGUUGCUGAAACUUCAUAAAAGAGAAGCAUUGAAUUCAUUGUCCAGAGUUGAAAGUUGGAACUUGAGAGCGUUAGUAGUAGUAAGUUUGAUAAGUAUUUUGCAGAAAUCAAAACUUAGAUUUGGGUUUUGGCUUUGCACAGAACAAAACCCUAAUUCCUCAGAUUUCUCUGUUUCUCCGCUCCCAUUUUUAGGGUUUUGACUUUCUUCUUCUCCAACCUAACGCUGGCUAUGGACUACGAGCCCUAUGAUAGCAGCGGAACUGAUGAUGAUCUACCACCAUCACAUCAGAAUAGAAUACCUAGAGCAGGACGUAUUGCUGGGAAUGGAAGAUCUGCUGUAUCUUCAGUGCCAUACCCUAGGAUUUAUGGUGAAACUGAUAUGGAGGCUCAAAUUCACCAGCUUGAGCAAGAAGCAUACAGUUCAGUUCUAAGAGCCUUUAAAGCUCAAGCUGAUGCCAUUACUUGGGAGAAGGAGAGUUUGAUAACAGAACUUCGGAAAGAAUUGAGACUAUCAAACGAGGAGCACAGAGAGCUAUUAGGCCGGGUUAAUGCCGACGACAUCAUACGAAGGAUAAGGGAGUGGAGACAAGUAGGAGUGCUGCAAUCCGGCAUGCUUAAUACUGUUCAUGAUCCUGUGCCCAGUCCCACUGUGUCAGCAUCACACAAGAAACAGAAGAUAACGCAGUUGGUACCUUCACAAUCCAUUGGUGGGCCAUCUCCACCAUUUCACCUGCAAGCUGUUGCUCCCUCUCACCAACCAUCUUCAUCAGCCACUAAAGGAGGACCCAUAACUAGCUCCAAGGGCAAGAAACAUAAACCGGGUUUGCCUGGUGUGCCUUCUGUGAAGUCCACUCAGUACCCCUCCACAGGUCUAGCUGGCAGGGGUCAAGCUGUUAAUAGAGUAUCUUCUAGUGUAGCCCUUGUGAGUGAACCUGCUGAAGGGGCAACAUUUGAUCCAUUAAUUGGGAAGAAAGUGAGGACAAGAUGGCCAGAUGAUAACAAUUUCUAUGAAGCUGUUAUAACUGAUUACAAUCCAGUUGAGGGACGACAUGCUCUGGUCUACGAUAUUGGAACUAAAAAUGAAACAUGGGAAUGGGUCAAUCUUUCUGAGAUUUUGCCUGAGGAUAUACAAUGGGUAAGUAAGGACCCUGGAAUUCCUCUUCGCGAUGUCUAUGGUGGAUCAGGUCAUGGGAUGAACAGAUCCGUAGGUCGUGAUGGUGUGCCAGUUGCAGGAAGAGGUAGAGGUGUCGCUAAAGGUCAAUCUAGAAAAGAUUUUUUACCAUCUCAGAAUGGCAUUGGAAAGAAAGAACUGGAUGAUAUACAAAUUCUUCACACAGAUACCCUAGUCAAAGAGGUGGAGAGGGUAUUUGGUGGAAACCAUCCUGACCCUCUUGAAAUUGAGAAAGCAAAGAAAUUGCUAAAGGAGCAUGAGCAAUCGCUUAUUGAUGCAAUUGCUAAGCUGGCAGGUAUAUCUGAUGGUGAAAGUGAUGAGGGUGGCCGCCAAUUCGGGCAAGCAAUGAAUCGAACAUGAUACAAGAACCAGUUUUUGUAGGAAGCCAAAUAGGUUAUCUGAUAGAAUGGUCUGAGAUGAAUGAAUGAAUGAAUGCAUGCUUGAGGUGACAAUAAGAUUGGCAGCAGAGACUCUUGAGACGUUGAAGAACACCCGACUUUCCUGCUGGGAGGGUAGUUCCUUGUAUAAUGCACUUCCUAACUAUGUUUUAUAUUUACCUCAACUGGGAUAGCUCUAGGUUUGUGGCUUUGGAUGGGUAUUACUCUAAGAUGGGAAUUUUUUAUUGUAGUUGUCCACUAAUUUUUAAAGAAGGGGAAAAAUCGCUAUGAGAAGGUGAUGCUUCAUGUAACAUCAUUCAGUUAGCAAUUAACGCGUGUUCAUAUAUAAUUUUGAUUUCUUUUUUCGGUACCUUUGGCUUUGACGAAAGUGGCAACUCUCCCGCUGUUCGCUAAGAGAAGACAAUUUUCCUUUUCCUUCCAGAAGAGAUUACUUUCAUAAUAUAUAUUGAAUGUGAAGAGAUCAGAUCAGGACUCCUUAAAGCUAUGGAGAUUUGUGCUGUGUGCAAAUGCCCAUUCCCUGGCGAUUGAUGGUGGAUGUCACGCAGCCCCAAGUCUCAACUAGAUCUGAUAUGAGUUACAAGCCAGUUGUUGCCAGUCUCACAUAGUCACUUGGUUUGAAUCCCAGCUAUAAAGAGACAGAAUCCCAACUAUAAAGGGGCAGAGGGUUCAUAGUUUGACUUUCUCCCGAGUUACAAAAUAGAGCGUACCAUCUUAAAUAAU